AUGCAGAGAGCAUCCUUCUCCCGUCGGGGGCCGCGCCGGGGCCGGGGGCUGUGCGGGGGCCGGUGCGUCACGGGGCGGAGGUUUGGGGCCGGCUCGUUACCGGCCCCGGCACAUCACCCCACCGGCUGCCACAGCAACGGGGCCGGUCCCACCGGGAGGGGUGACCCCUUCCCCGCGGGCUGCCGGCGCGGGACGUGCCGCGGCUGCGGGAGCGGCUGCAGCACCCCGGCUCUGCGGGACCCUCCGCACGGUGCCGGGCCGUGCCAAGCCGUGCCGGGCCGCCCCGCGGGAGCACCGGGACACGGACCGGUGCUGCCGGGACCACGACCACUGCCAGCACGUCAUCCACCCCUUCACUGCCCGCUACGGCUACCGCAACCUGCGCUGGCACACCAUCAGCCACUGCGACUGCGACCUCAGGUUGAAGGAGUGCCUGCGGCGGGUGAACGACACGGCCUCGCGCGUGGUGGGCCAGGCCUUCUUCAACGUCAUCCAGGUGCCCUGCUUCGAGUUCACCUACAGGGAGGAGUGUGUGGAGCCCUAUCUCUAUGUCUGGUGAGUGCCCCCCUGCCCUGGGGACUGUCCCCUGUCCGGGCUUGUCCCACCCCGUGGUGCCUCCUCGAUUUUGGCAGGUGUAAGACGUACAACACGGUGGCCGUGGCGGUGCCCCGAGAGCCGGUGCUGUAUGAAUUUGGGGGGGAGCUCAUCGACAGGGCAGCCAGGCCCAGGGGAGUCCCCCUGAGCCCCCCGUGGGGCAGCACAGGGGAAGGAGCCCUCCCAGUGGAUCAUCACACCAGGACAGCCCCCAAGGCAGGCAAGAAAGAGAGGAAGAGAAAGAAAGAUAAGAAAAAUAAGGGGAAAGGUCUGAAAAAGAAAGGCUCUUCUGAAAAGGGGGCACGGAGCCAUCCUGCAGCUGCUGGCCCUGCUGAUCCCUGGGCCCUGCUGCCAUCCUUGGGGGAAGCAUCCAACACCAUCCUGAGUGAUGCCCCAGCACGGGAGGGAGUGGGCAGGGAACCAGUGCCAGCCACUCCCUCCCCAGUCCCCACCACCAGCGGGAAGAGGAGGAGGAAGGAGAGGAACAGAAAGAAGAGGCUGAAAAGCAAAACUAAGGCUGAGCCCACACGAGAGCUGCAGCUCUGAGUCCUCCCUGAGCCCUGCACGGGUCCUGGCUGUGAAAUAAAUUUACAUCUGCUUGAGCA
Molecule: messenger RNA, 1199 nt
Organism: Haemorhous mexicanus (house finch)
Lineage: Eukaryota; Metazoa; Chordata; Aves; Passeriformes; Fringillidae
Exons: 3
Coding region: 1-1140 (379 amino acids)
Source: RefSeq, a predicted model, not a curated record